GGCGGCCCGGGGGGCGCGGGGGGCCCGGGGGGCGCCGGCGGCGAGGGCGGCGCGGGGGGCGCAAAGCUCGGGGAGCGCCCGGAGCCGGCGCUGCUGCAGCUGCUGGUGUGUCCACUGUCCCGGAAGCCGCUGCGGUACGAGGCGUCCACCAACGAGCUGGUGAACGAGGAGCUGGGCAUCGCCUACCCCGUGGCCGACGGCAUCCCCAACAUGCUCCCGCAGGCGGCCCGGCGCACACGGCCCGCGCAGCCCUAGGCCAUGUGGCCGUCGCUGCCCACGCUGGCCGUGCUCGUGCCUCUCGUGUCCCUGGCCGGCCUGGCCUACUCGGCCUGGGUGGACGAGAGCUUCCCGCAGGCCUGCACGAGCGCCGGCAGCCUCUGCUUCUACAGCCUGCUGCUGCCCGUCACCGUGCCCGUCUACGUCUUCUUCCACCUCUGGGCCUGGAUGGGCAUCAAGCUCUUCCGGCACAACUGACGCUCCGGGACAACGGAUGCUCCGCCGCAACUGAUGCUGAUGCUCCGCCGCGUUGCCGGGGCAACUGCGGGAGGCGGCGGUUGGGCCGCCUGCCUUCUCCGACGACCGGGAUGCUCGAGCCAUUCCUCCAGGUUCCCCGAUUCGGAGUUUUCUUGUUUGAUCCCCUUCACACCCUUCGGGCCAUUCUCUUUGAGAAUGACUUAAAAAAAUUCCAAGGGAGUUGUGUUGUAAAAACACUUGUUUCAAGCAGUGUUUCUGAACAAUAAAAAGCAAAUUUUAUGUA
Messenger RNA from Sorex fumeus (smoky shrew), 757 nucleotides. RefSeq names its product phosphatidylinositol glycan anchor biosynthesis class Y (gene PIGY). The record is from RefSeq and is a predicted model, not a curated record. The transcript has 2 exons. Lineage: Eukaryota; Metazoa; Chordata; Mammalia; Eulipotyphla; Soricidae. Bases 259 to 474 code for a protein of 71 amino acids.